Molecule: messenger RNA, 1395 nt
Organism: Penicillium cataractarum
Lineage: Eukaryota; Fungi; Ascomycota; Eurotiomycetes; Eurotiales; Aspergillaceae
Gene: mmm1
Product: ERMES complex subunit MMM1
Exons: 2
Coding region: 1-1395 (464 amino acids)
Biological process (GO): phospholipid transport; mitochondrion organization
Cellular component (GO): endoplasmic reticulum; ERMES complex
Molecular function (GO): lipid binding
Source: RefSeq, a predicted model, not a curated record
AUGGCGCUCCAACAAUGCCAACUCUCUGUUGUCCUACUAAUUGGGGCCUUCAUCAAAUUCUUCAUCUUCGGCGAGGCUCCACCACCUCCAUCGCGCGGCCUGUCCAACCGGACAACCCACCGCCGCUACAGCUCCGUCUACAGCCCGCAAGAUGGCCAAAAGUCUCUCCGAGAAAAGCCGUCCACCUCCAAUGUCCUUCGCCCUGUGCCGGCCUCCUCUACAAACACACGCUCGAUCCUUCGCAAAACCUACUACAGCUCCAUUCCUACAAAUCCCUCCUCCAAACAUGGCCGCCACCGCAUGCACCACUCCUCCCACCAGCCUGAAUCUCUGGAUUGGUUCAAUGUGCUGAUUGCACAGACAAUUGCGCAAUAUCGACAGACGGCAUACUUGCUCAAAGAUUCGCCAACAUCCUCGAUUCUGAACUCCCUGACCGCGGCGAUGAACAACCCCGAGAAGAAGCCGUCCUUUAUCGAGAAAAUCAAUGUGACGGAUAUCUCGCUUGGCGAGGAGUUCCCAAUUUUCAGCAACUGCCGAAUUAUCACGGUAGAUGAUCCUAACUCGGACGGCGGGAGGUUGCAGGCAUUGUUGGAUGUCGAUUUGAGCGAUGACAACCUCUCCAUCGCUGUAGAGACUCAAUUAGUCUUGAAUUACCCCAAACCACGUUCGGCCAUUCUUCCCGUCGCAUUAUCUGUUUCAGUUGUGCGAUUCUCAGGAACCCUAUGUAUCUCGCUGAUUCCCGCAGCAACGGAGCCUCUUCAUACUCCUGCGACAUCACCCACGCCGCCUACAGAUGGAGCCGCAAGACCCAACAACUCCCCAGAUGCUUCAGAUACUGGCGCUGCGCAUGACCAAACCCCGCCCAAGAGCAGUCCCAAAAGCAAUGUCGCAUUCUCGUUCCUCCCUGACUAUCGACUCGAUCUUUCCGUGCGUUCACUUAUUGGGUCUCGCAGCAGAUUGCAGGAUGUCCCCAAGGUAGCUCAACUCGUUGAGGCCCGGGUACAUGCCUGGUUCGAGGAGCGUGUCGUCGAGCCACGAGUGCAGGUUGUCGGGCUCCCUGACCUGUGGCCACGCAUGGGCCGGACCGGCGUGCGGACAGGCGAAGACUCCGACGCAGGGUCUACUGCGCCGCCACGUAGUGCCGGCUCCACAGAAGCUGGAGGGCCAAUCCGGUUCUCCGACGAUCAUGUUCGCGAACAAGAGGGAUUGCGCUUUCGUGGGGGGUUGGACGCACGAUUAGGACUUGGUGCGGGCUCGCGCAGCAGCAGUUUUAACGUGGACAUGGGCGGCUUGCGAAGUUCAAGUAUGACCAGGCAAGACAGUGCCGGCGCUGCAAGCGACCAGCUCGAGAUGCCUGGUGCCAUGCCGGGUGGUGUUCCCGGGGUCCGAAACUGA